UGUCCCAAGCAGCGCCGCACCAUGCUGCGCUGCACCGACCCUGCCCUGGUGGGUGACGUCAUUCGCACAUAUCCCCCAGUAGUGUUGUCUGGCUCUGCAGCAAGUCAGACAGAAACAGAAAAGAGCUGAGUGUGUGAGUGAUCCCAGUCGGGAGGGGCCCUUUGAAGGAAUAUUACCACCGCCGGCGUUCCAGCAAAGCCAACCUACAACUCAGGAAUACGUAUUUCUGUGCCCUCCUAAGACACAUUUUGGGAGUCGAAAUAGCCUAUUAGGUCCCUUUCGGGUAUGGCGGAUUGCUUGCACUGAUUUUAUCAUUGCAAGAAGAGAAAGAGAAGGAAACAAGCUCACUGAUUUGCACCAGUGACUUGAAAUCCUGUCUGUUGCCCCUUUUCCCCUCAACACUCUUUUUCCUACCCUCCUUCCGCGUUUCCCCCUCUUUGUCUGCGCUCCCGGAUCCCACGGACUGCAAAAACUCAACGAUGCCUAGUUCGCUGUUCGCGGAUAUGGAGAGAAAUGGGAGCAACCAGGAGAAUGCCCUGGACGACCAGAGAGCCCUACAGUUAGCGCUGGACCAGCUGUCCUUGCUCGGCUUGGACAACGACGAGAACGGGCUGUAUGACAACGAGUCUAGCCGGAAAAAGAGUGUCAACAUGACCGAAUGUGUCCCUGUGCCUAGUUCUGAGCAUGUAGCUGAAAUCGUCGGCAGACAAGGAUGCAAAAUCAAAGCACUACGAGCGAAGACCAAUACCUACAUUAAGACGCCCGUGCGCGGCGAGGAGCCGGUAUUUGUGGUAACGGGGAGGAGGGAGGAUGUUGCCAUGGCCAGGAGAGAGAUCAUCUCUGCAGCUGAACACUUCUCCAUGAUCCGAGCCUCACGGAACAAGAACACAAGCAUCAAUGGGACAACGGGAGGUGGUACCCCAGCCCCUGGACCACCCAACUUACCGGGCCAGACUACUAUCCAAGUCCGGGUUCCUUACCGGGUGGUGGGGCUGGUCGUGGGUCCUAAGGGGGCUACUAUCAAACGCAUCCAACAGACAACCCACACCUAUAUUGUGACUCCCAGUCGGGACAAGGAGCCCGUGUUCGAGGUGACUGGCAUGCCCGAGAAUGUGGACCGCGCCCGGGAGGAGAUCGAAGCCCACAUUGCCAUGCGGACAGGCGGCCUCAUCGAACUCCAGGAUGAGAACGACUUCCACGCCAAUGGCACAGACGUGGGGUUCGACAUCCACGGCCAUCCCACUCUGUGGUCCAAGCCCAGUAACCCACAGAGUGUCACACCGACGUCCGGACGGAAACCUUUCUCCAACUACCGCAACGACUCAUCGUCCUCAUUGGGCAGCGCGUCCACUGACUCCUACUUUGGCACCAACAGCAGCUCGCGCAUGGCGGACUACAGCCCUCCCUCCCCGGCGCUUAGCUACACAGCCAGCAACAACAACGGCAACAAUAACAACAACAACCUGAACAUCAACACCAAUGGGAAUGGCUUUGUCUACGGCGGCGACGUCAUCUCGCCUGACUGCACUGACAUGACCUUCGGAAACUCCUCACCAGGGUUUGACCCCACGCCGGCCCCGCCCGGCCUCGCCUGGUCCCAGUAUGAGCGGGGUUUGACUCCCUCCUCCUCUUCGUCCAGCUCCCCUACCUCCACAUCCUCCGCCAUCUACCCUUUGGUUAAUGCUUCCACCAACGCCAAUGGGAUGGCAGCUGCCCAGAGGAGGAUGAAUGGGGUUGGCACCCCCCAGCCACGCCUGUCCCCGCCCCUUCUCAACCACCACACCGCCGGUCCCACCGAGCACCCCCUGGCCCGGAGGGUCCGCAGCGACCCAGGUGGAGGCCCACUGGGUUUCCCUGGGUACCCUGGCUCCAACUGCAUGGUUUCCUUGCCCGGGCCCCACCUCCCCGGGGUGCCCUGCGACUCCUCGGCCUCCUCUUCGUCAUCCUCCUCGUCCUCCUCCACCAGUCGCAAGGGCAGUCGCGACUGCUCCGUGUGCUUUGAGAGUGAAGUGAUCGCAGCUCUGGUGCCCUGUGGCCACAACCUCUUCUGUAUGGAAUGUGCCAACCGCAUCUGUGAGAGGAGUGAGCCCAAAUGCCCUGUGUGCCAUGCUGGGGUCACUCAGGCCAUUCGUAUAUUUUCAUAAGACACUCUAUGUGUCUCUAUGACUCACCAUUAUGUUAUUACCAACAUGGCCAAGUCCUGACUUUAUGAUAUUAUUACCAAGAUAGCAGAGUCCUUCUUGACUUACAGUGUCACCAAAAUGAUGGGGUCUUGACUACAAAAGCAGCAACACCAACAACCACAUGAACACAACUAAAGACUGAGACUAUUGUUCUGCUUUAAAGCAUUCUAUACUGUCAUGUAUGGGCAUAUAUGUUUGUGUGUAUAUACAUGUGUGUGUAUAUAGGAAAACUACAGUAUCCAAAAAAGGAACAGAUGACCCUUAUCCGGGCUCCGUCAUAAUUGUUAAUAACGUACUGUAGCGUGAGGGAGGAAAAUAUUUUCAACAUCUAAAAAUGCAUGUUUAAAAUAUUACAGCAUAGUAAUCAAUAGACGUAGUAAUGAAUUGUACACAAUAUUUAUGAAGUUACGACGAGGACAGAAAGGUCUUGGACUGAGGUACAGGUGAGUCUUUUGGUCAGACUGUUAGUAGAGUAAAGCCUUCCAGUUUCACUGAUAGAAUGUAUUGAUAACAGGGAGACAUGGUGUGGAGGGACAGGACUAUUGACUUUUAAGUUCUUGUAAGGUGAAGAUACUGGAGCUUAAGGUCAGUCGACCACGUGAGGAAGUUCGAUGACAUAUCCUACUUAGCUAUACAUGUAUACAAUUGGGGAGGGGGGGGGGUCCCACACAUUGAUGAAAUGGUUUUAAAAAUUAAUUACAUUAAUACAGAUUGAAGUAUUUUAUUCUUUUUUGACUUGAAAGAUUAUAUUUCGUAUUGCAAAGAUGUUUACAGAUAUUUUUAAUUUAAGUUCAGUGAACUUUUUUGUAGCUGGGUUCAAAUAUUGUUUAUUUUUUAGUAUGGCCUUAUGGCAAUGAUCACUGUAUUAUUUUAAUAUCACAGACUGUGGGAGAAAAUAUAAGGACCACAGGGAUGUGCAUUUACAUUUUACAGUAUUCUGUUGGGAUGGAGUUUUUAUAGGUUCAGCAAAAAAAUGUCUUUAAAAUCGCUUCACCCAGCAUAUUUUCUAUUCAGUAAUAUAAAGCAUAUUUUAUUCUAUAUUAUUACAAAACGUUGAAAUGUAUAAAACUUAGUAAGUCAAACAAAAAAGGAAAAAAAACGUUUGUGCUUUCUAAAAAAUUUGUAUGAACUAGAUUCCAGUGGGACUUACAGACUUCUGUUGCACCACUAUAGUUUUAGUAUUUCUAUUUUAAUACAUUUGUUUACCACUUGUUUAUGUAUAUGUAGGUGCUGUUACUUGAGCGUAAAUGUACUUUAUUGAGCAAAGUUUAAGAACAAAGUAUAUUUUAUUUUAUGAUAAAGGGCCUUUAACCUCGCGGUCAAAUACUAAUGUUAUAUUUGCAGAGACAAGAUUUGAAAAUGUAUCGAGAGUUUUAUUUUUCUGAAAGUUCUACAUGAUAAAGUAAAACUUAAGUAAUGGUGCUACUUCAUGUUUUUUUUAAGUAUUUCUAUA
Esox lucius (northern pike) is the source of this 3636-nucleotide messenger RNA. It is a transcript of the gene mex3b, whose product is annotated as mex-3 RNA binding family member B. Gene Ontology annotation, molecular function: RNA binding. The record is from RefSeq and is a predicted model, not a curated record. The transcript has 2 exons. NCBI's taxonomy places the organism in Eukaryota, Metazoa, Chordata, Actinopteri, Esociformes, Esocidae. The coding region runs from base 480 to 2144 and encodes 554 amino acids.